Messenger RNA from Budorcas taxicolor (takin), 2596 nucleotides. It is a transcript of the gene FGF13, whose product is annotated as fibroblast growth factor 13. Gene Ontology annotation, molecular function: growth factor activity; fibroblast growth factor receptor binding. Gene Ontology annotation, biological process: cell differentiation; positive regulation of gene expression; positive regulation of cell population proliferation. The record is from RefSeq and is a predicted model, not a curated record. The transcript is spliced from 8 exons. NCBI's taxonomy places the organism in Eukaryota, Metazoa, Chordata, Mammalia, Artiodactyla, Bovidae. Bases 446 to 1351 code for a protein of 301 amino acids. Gene Ontology annotation, cellular component: cytoplasm.
CACGGGGUCCUCUAACCCCUGCCAUCACUUUGGAUGAUUUGCCUGUUCUGCCCGGAGCCCUUGAACCCACGAGGGGCUUAGGGAGCUGGGGGUGCUUUGGCUCAGAUGCAGACUCUUGGAAAUCUCAAACCUGCAUGGUGAUGAUAUGAUCAAGAAGCUUCCUCCCCCGUGGGAGCGCGUGACCGUUGGCACUCAUAACAACAGGUCCCUUUAAGAGUUUGGUCCAUGGUGGGAUCCAGCUUCUUCCUCAACACUGGGCCCAUUGCAUCUCCACUUCUAAGGCAGCGGCGGCGGUGGCAGCGCUGGGGAACAGCGGAUUCCGCCCGGAGCCACACCGAGGGGAGCUCGCGGUCGCGACUUGCCGCCCUAAGCACUCUCCCAAGUCCGGCCCGCUCGGCGAGGACUUCCGUCUCCUGGCCGAACCCUGUCAAGCAAGCUGGGAUCUAUGAGUGGAAAGGUGACCAAGCCCAAAGAGGAGAAAGAUGCUUCUAAGGGGCUGCCCUUCUUUUUGGUUGCUGCCUUCAAGAUUAGACAAGAACAAGCACCAGGUGCCUGCGAUCUGCUGUGGGGCCAGAGCCCUGCGUCUCUGCAGCAGACAGUGGGACCUAAAGAAAGCCAUUGGCGUGACCAAGUUCUGGAUGACGCCCCCCCUGGCACACAGGAAUACAUUAUGUUACGGCAAGAUUCCAUCCAAUCUGCGGAAUUAAAGAAAAAAGAGUCCCCCUUUCGUGCUAAGUGUCACGAAAUCUUCUGCUGCCCGCUGAAGCAAGUCCAUCACAAAGAACACACAGAGCCCGAAGAGCCUCAGCUUAAGGGUAUAGUUACCAAACUAUACAGUCGACAAGGUUACCACUUGCAGCUGCAGGCAGAUGGAACUAUUGAUGGCACCAAAGAUGAGGACAGCACUUACACUCUGUUUAACCUCAUCCCUGUGGGUCUUCGAGUGGUGGCUAUUCAAGGAGUUCAAACCAAGCUGUAUUUGGCAAUGAAUAGCGAGGGAUACCUAUACACCUCGGAACAUUUCACACCUGAGUGCAAAUUCAAAGAAUCGGUGUUUGAAAAUUAUUACGUGACAUAUUCAUCGAUGAUAUACCGUCAGCAGCAGUCAGGCCGAGGGUGGUAUCUGGGUCUGAACAAAGAAGGAGAGAUCAUGAAAGGAAACCACGUGAAGAAGAACAAGCCUGCAGCUCACUUUCUGCCCAAACCACUGAAAGUGGCCAUGUACAAGGAGCCGUCUCUGCAUGACCUCACGGAGUUCUCCCGAUCUGGAAGUGGGACCCCGACCAAGAGCAGAAGUGUCUCCGGCGUGCUGAACGGAGGCAAGUCUAUGAGCCACAACGAAUCAACGUAGCCAGUGAGGGCAAAACAAGGGCUCUGUAACAGAACCUUACCUCCAGGUGCUGUUGAAUUCUAGCAGUCCUUCACCCGAAAGUUGAGAUUUGUCAAUGACGUUUACCAAACAAACAAGGCAGAGUUCACUAUUCUAAUCUGCCAUCAAACCUUCUCAUCCAUCCAAAAGCCCCAUAAUUUAGAUCGAGCUUGUGCAAAAAAACAGUGCCGAGCCUGAUCAGUGAACUAAAUCUGGGAGAAGGACUGCUCAAUUUUCUCAUGAUCUCACCUCUGCUUAGGGGAAGACAAACCAAAAACAUUUCACAGCACUAAUGCUGAUUAAGAAAAAUUUGCUCUCCAACCAAGACAAUUGAAAAGACCACCAUUGUUCUUCAAAAACAAACAAAAAAGAAAACAGAACAAAAUUAACUGCUUCCGUGUUUUGUAGGGGCAAACGAAAUUCUGUGAACCGUGUUGUUUUUUUGGCUUAAUGUUUUCUAUCUAUGCUUGAUUCAUAUGUAUUCUUUACGUUGCAAUUUUAUGAUUUCUGAAAUUCAAUGGUUCUAUUGACUUUCUGUCACUUAAUCCAACUCAACCAAAUUCAGGGUUGAAGCUGAAUUGGCAUCUCAGGCUCAAGGUUCUUGUGAUUUUACCAUUUUUUCCCCUUUAGAUUCGUAGUAUUCUGGUCAAGUUCUUGUGCUGUACUUUGUGCGUAGAAAUUGUGUUGUGUUGUCAACCCCAGUCAGUAAAGAUUACUUAAAAAUAAAGUUCAUCCUCAAGUGUAGUUUUCUCUUAAUUCCAUUUGUGUUAUCAUGUUAAACUAUUAUUGUGGCUUCUUGUGUAAAGACAGUAACUGUGGAACUGUGAUGUUGUCUUUUGUGUUGUUAAAAUAAGAAAUGUCUUAUCUGUGUACGUAUGAGUCCUCCUGUCAUUGUAUUUGGCACGUGAAUAUUGUGUACAAGGAAAUGUUAAGACUGGUUACCCCUAAACAACAUAUACUUAUACCUGCUUCUGGAAAAGUGUUUAAGACUUAGCUAGGUUUCCAUUUAGAUCUUCAUAUCUGUUGCAUGGGAGAAAGUUGGAAUCUUGGCAUAGAGUUGCAUGAUAUGUAAGAUUUUGUGCAUUAAUAAUUGUUAAAAUCUGUGUUCCAAAAGUGGACAUAGCAUGUACAGGCAGUUUUCUGUCCUGUGCACAAAACAGUUUAAAAAAAAGUUGUUUAAUAUUUGUUGUUGUAUACCCAGAUACGCACCGAAUAAACUCUUUAUAU